AUAUAUAUAGGUUAAUAUUCAAACAUAUUUUUACAAAUACUUCUGUUUUAAGAAAUGAAACAGUUUUUUUCCAAUCAUGUGUGCCAUAGAGUGUUUAUUUAAGUCGUAUAAUAGUGGUUCGAAAAUAUUAAAUUUCGUGUAAUUAGAACAAUUUUAUCGCUUCAGACGCACUAUAACUCAUUUUUCAUUCUGUUACAACUUCAUUAUGGUACAUUGUGAAUUUUCGCCAAUGAACUUUUGUUAAAGCUAAGUCUAUUGUAGGUGAACUGGAAGUAAUUUAAAGUACUGCUCCUUAGUGAAAAUGCUUUCUGUAUCAGUAUUUAUAAUUUCGGAAAAUAAUUGAGUAACAUUAAGAUUGUUUACGUAACAUGACAUCCACAUCCAUAAAAGAUGCUCUUGCUAAAUGGUCAGAAGAAAAUGAUAAGGCAGAUCCGACAAAAUCCACUUCAGUUGAACUGCAGUUCAUGAACCCCCCUAUAGAAAAAAUGGACAAUGCUCUUUCAACCCUUACAAAAUGCGAGUUUUUAUCCCUGUCAACUAACAAUAUUGAACAAAUAACUGGUCUCCAAGGAAUGAAGUGUUUAAAAAUCAUCUCCCUUGCAAGAAACAGUAUCAAAAAUUUGAAUGGAUUACAAGCUGUAGCGAAAACCUUAGAGCAAUUGUGGAUUUCCUACAAUGAGAUUGAGAGAACAAAAGGAAUUGAAGUUUUCCAAAACCUAACAUUACUGUCUAUGCAAUUCAAUGUGGUCAAAGAUUGGUCUGAAUUCAACCGAUUGAGUCAACUUACAAAAUUGACUGACUUAUAUUUUAUGGGGAACAUAAUAAAUGAAGAGAUGGAAGAAUUAGAUUGGUUGAAGACCGGAAAGAAAAAGAUACCCCAGCUCGAAACCUUAGAAGGACACUUUGUAAUGGGAUCCCAAAUACAUAUUGACGAACCCACUGAAGAUGAAGACAAAGAAAAAGAACCGGAAGAAUAAAGUAUUGACUUUGUUAAUACAAGUGUACCAUUUUACAUUGAAAUAGUAAUUAUUCAAUUAAUGUUACAAUUUAUUUACUCUUAAUACUGUAGUGGAUUUUU
Messenger RNA from Nezara viridula (southern green stink bug), 1078 nucleotides. Lineage: Eukaryota; Metazoa; Arthropoda; Insecta; Hemiptera; Pentatomidae. The record is from the annotation of a GenBank genome assembly.